Messenger RNA from Nycticebus coucang (slow loris), 5684 nucleotides. It is a transcript of the gene KCNC2, whose product is annotated as potassium voltage-gated channel subfamily C member 2. Gene Ontology annotation, biological process: protein homooligomerization; potassium ion transmembrane transport. Gene Ontology annotation, molecular function: protein binding; delayed rectifier potassium channel activity. Bases 16 to 1854 code for a protein of 612 amino acids. The record is from RefSeq and is a predicted model, not a curated record. NCBI's taxonomy places the organism in Eukaryota, Metazoa, Chordata, Mammalia, Primates, Lorisidae. The transcript has 5 exons. Gene Ontology annotation, cellular component: voltage-gated potassium channel complex; axon; dendrite membrane.
GUCUGAGCCACAGAGAUGGGCAAGAUCCAGAGCAACGAGAGGGUGAUCCUCAACGUCGGGGGCACCCGCCACGAGACCUACCGCAGCACCCUCAAGACCCUGCCCGGAACUCGCCUGGCCCUGCUCGCCGCCUCCGAGCCCCAGGGCGACCGCCUGACCGCGGCGGGCGACAAGCUGCAGCCGUCGCCCCCUCCGCUGUCCCCGCCGCCGCUGGCGCCCCCGCUGUCCCCCGGCCCUGGCGGCUGCUUCGAGGGCGGCGCCGGCAACUGCGGCCCCCACGGCGGCGGCGGCGGCGACCACCCCGCGGGCGGCCGCGAGUUCUUCUUCGACCGGCACCCGGGCGUCUUCGCCUACGUGCUCAACUACUACCGCACCGGCAAGCUGCACUGCCCCGCCGACGUGUGCGGGCCGCUCUUCGAGGAGGAGCUGGCCUUCUGGGGCAUCGACGAGACCGACGUGGAGCCCUGCUGCUGGAUGACCUACCGGCAGCACCGCGACGCCGAGGAGGCCCUGGACAUCUUCGAGACCCCCGACCUCAUCGGAGGCAGCGCGGACGACGACGAGGACCUGGCGGCCAAGAGGCUGGGCAUCGAGGACGCGGCGGGGCUGGGGGGCCCCGACGGCAAGUCCGGCCGCUGGAGGAGGCUGCAGCCGCGCAUGUGGGCCCUCUUCGAAGACCCCUACUCGUCCAGGGCAGCCAGGUUUAUUGCUUUUGCUUCUCUAUUUUUCAUCCUGGUUUCAAUCACAACUUUCUGCCUGGAGACACACGAAGCUUUCAACAUCGUUAAAAACAAGACAGAACCAGUCAUCAAUGGCACAAGUGCUGUUCUGCAGUACGAAAUCGAAACAGACCCUGCCUUGACCUACGUGGAAGGAGUGUGUGUGGUAUGGUUUACUUUUGAAUUUUUAGUCCGUAUUGUUUUUUCACCCAAUAAACUUGAAUUCAUCAAAAAUCUCCUGAACAUCAUAGACUUUGUGGCCAUCCUGCCCUUCUACUUGGAGGUGGGGCUCAGCGGGCUGUCGUCCAAAGCCGCUAAGGACGUGCUGGGCUUCCUGCGGGUGGUGAGGUUCGUGCGGAUCCUGAGGAUUUUCAAGCUCACCCGCCACUUCGUGGGCCUGAGGGUGCUCGGACACACGCUCCGAGCCAGCACCAACGAAUUUCUGCUGCUCAUCAUCUUCCUGGCUCUAGGAGUUUUGAUCUUUGCCACCAUGAUCUACUACGCUGAGCGGGUGGGCGCUCAGCCCAACGACCCCUCGGCCAGCGAGCACACGCAGUUCAAAAACAUUCCCAUCGGGUUCUGGUGGGCGGUGGUGACCAUGACGACCCUGGGGUACGGGGACAUGUACCCCCAAACGUGGUCGGGGAUGCUCGUGGGGGCCCUGUGUGCCCUGGCUGGCGUGCUGACCAUAGCCAUGCCCGUGCCUGUCAUUGUCAACAAUUUCGGAAUGUACUACUCGUUGGCGAUGGCGAAGCAGAAACUUCCAAGAAAAAGAAAGAAGCACAUCCCUCCCGCCCCCCAGGCAAGCUCGCCUCCCUUCUGCAAGACGGAUUUAAAUAUGGCCUGCAAUAGUACCCAGGCCGACGUGUGUCUGGGCAAAGACAAUCGGCUGCUGGAGCACAACAGAUCAGUGCUGCCUCUGCCCCACGGUGCCAUGCACCUCAACCUCUUUCACAAGAAGCAGUUAUUUAAGAAGAAUGGAUGCUUACAUUUCAAAGGCCUAAACACCAAACAGUGUUAUCAGGUGACGACAGUACAGGAAGUGAGCCGCCAUUAUCACCCCCAGAAAGGCUCCCCAUCAGACGCUCUAGUACCCGAGACAAAAACAGAAGAGGGGAAACAUGUUUCCUACUGACGACAGGUGAUUACACGAGUGCUUCUGAUGGAGGGAUCAGGAAAGGGAUUAGAAAUGGGCAUUCCAUUCUACAUCACCUGGAUAAUGGCAUCAAAGCCAUUAUUUAAGACUCAUCCUUUUAACCCUAUAAAGCUGGAAGAUUAAAAUGCUGGAAAAAGAGCUGUCCACUUAAACUUAAGCAUGCCUUAUGAGCUUAGUAAAUAAACAAUGAAAAGAGAAAAAUUGACUGAUUUUUCUUUUUUUCAGAAACACAUCUUGAAAUUUAAACCUAUUAGUCAAUCUUAUAUCUUACUUAAGUUGCUUUGCCUAAUUCUUGAAAGUAUUCUAGUAAAAUAUAUGCCAAAAUUAUAUUAACACUAAUCUGGGAAAGAAUGGAUUUUGAAGUAUUAUAAUUGUAAUUCAUGAUAGCUGUUUUAUUCUUUUGGGAAUGACAACUACAGUGAGCUUCCUUUUUUUUUUUAAAGUUAUAAAUUGUUUCAAUAUUGAAUUCUUUGUAAACAAAUUCUUUGAGUUUGAAAAUAGCACUUUUGAUUACCCUGUGUGGUAUUGUUUGUCUAUGUCUAUCUUCUGGUUAAAUUCAACUGAUGUCUGUGCAUUUUUUCAUAAAAGGAUAUGAAAAAUCCCGAAGCUUAAACAACAUAGCGGGCUUGGCAGGCAAUGCUCUGAGGCUCUCUCCAGUCACAUCACCCUACAACUCUCCUUGUCCUCUGAGGCGCUCUCGAUCUCCCAUCCCAUCUAUCUUGUAAACCAAACCGCAUCACUCGGCUAAAUUGUAUAAAUUCAUGUACUGUUUACCCCAUCCUGGAAAUAAUUAAACGUAGAGUUACUCCAGGUUCCAUUAAUACAGUAUAAAUCUUGCAUGGUAUUACUAUUUGAAGUCGGAAACACCACUUGGGUAGCUAAUGAAUCAUAUCCAGGCUUUAACGUUUCUCUAAAGUAGUGCUACACUUCUCUAUAUUAAUUCCCCUGCCCUCCUUUUGUAAUAAAAUGUCAUAUAGUGCCAGACAUUGGCCAGUACACUAGUACAUAAAACAUACCUUCAGGGAGAUAUAUUUAAAACAGUGUGCUUCCAAAUGCCAACCACUUCAUUGGAACUUCAUUUUUUGUGUGACUCCAUUCUGAAGAUGUCUGGGAUUCUAUCUUGAUUUCACACAACAUGACUUUGGUCAGCUCAUUUGCAUGGACUGUCUUGUCUCCAUCACCUGAAAGCAAUGUUGCCGAGCUCUGGGACUGUGGACAGCUCAGGAUACGUGUACUUGCAUCGAAUCAUCCUGCCGAUAUAAAUGCCCUGGUUUACUGUUCUGCAUGUUGAUUUGUGGGGUAGGGGUGGGGGUUGAGUUUCUUCCUUGACAUUUUUUUUCUUUAUUCUUUGAAAGAAAUAUUGUUUUAAAUAGUUUACUUUCUUGAUUGACUUACUAUUCUUUGAAAAUGAUGUAUUGGAGUUCUGAAUGUCUCUGGUUGUUUGCACACAGAUAACUGCAAAGAGGUUGUCAUUACGGGUUACACGCAAGCUGAGGCCAGAUCUCUUACUUAAUGACUUGGGGAAGGCACAAAACAUGAUGAGAGAAAGGUAACUGCCAGCCAGGCUUGCAUUGUCUAGCCAGGAAUUGCUGCUUGGUACUAGAGUCAAUUUUUUUUUUUUUUUAAUACUAGGGUUUGUCAUCAUUUUCAGAGGCAAAGCGCCAAAUAUCACCCAAAGCUCUCGUGUCUUUUUGAUCCCCUUCUUUUAUUUUUAUUUUGUGUGUGUAUGCAGACGUCAAAGGUCAUUGGUGUUCACCCAGGAGGCUUUUUUGACUAGCCUUAAAUUUCUGAAUCAAACGAUCAGUAGGAUUUUCAGGCAGUGUUUAAUCAGGUGCUUUGUCCUGUAUGUGGUUUCUGUCUGUCUGUCUUAGCUCCCCAUCCUAACUGUAUAUGCCAUCUGUCUCCAUGAAGCACAGAAAUGCCUUGAUAAGAUGUUCAUGAUUUUAGUGCUGGAUCCCUCCCAACUCUUGCCUCCUGCCUUCUUUGUGAUUUGGAGCAACCUCUCUGCUUUGUGUACAAAUUAAUGACGCCCCGUAGACUACCUAAGUUAAUCGGCACUGUGAAUCUUUUUGAUAAGCAGGACUUAAACAGCAAUUUUACCAUUGCACUUGGCUGCCUGCUGCAGUGUCUGUUUUCACUACCUAGCAACCAGCAUUCAUUACUGCACUCCAGCGAAAUCCCCAGGGAGUCUUAGUCUGAGUGGAAGAGAAGUCUGUUUCUGCAUCCCUGUGAAUGCAACAGCAAUAGUGUGUUUGGUGUAUUGAGCGUGGGAGGGAAGGAAAAUGCUAUUAUUAUAAAUGGAAGGAUAAAAAGUAUUUCUAAGGCAUUCAGGGUCCUUGAGACUGUUGAUUAAUUCCUGAUUCUCGCGUUUAUUUUUUAAAGUUAGGGAGACAAUUGUCACUUUUAUUAUUGGCCACAAAACGUGUAUUAAUUACUCUAUAUCUCCAAAUCCUGGAGCAUGACCUGCAUGUAAGAGAUCUUGUACAGCAGUGUAUUUACCCAGACAUAAAUAUCUGAUAUUUAGAGACACAGCAAUGCUUUUGAUAAGACACACAUAGAAUAUUAUAAUUACACACACAUUUAUGGUAAAGGAAUUAAUAUGCUGUCUGGUGCUGCUGUUAUUGACUACAGUGUUGUACAGACUUUAUCAUGGAUUUUUGGCUGCUGAGAAAGGGACUGUGGAAAUUAGCCAUGCCAAGGACUAAACUGGAAACAGACUUCUGCUGCUGAAUGUGCCCUGAUGUGACCGGGUUGCACUAGGAAGAGACCCCCGUGUCUUCAGGAGGCAUUGAAAGCUUAUAACAGAAAAGUGGCUGGAACUCAUCUGGUGCUCCCCAUGAGAGGUGUGCUUGUCACCCGGCCAGUAUCCAUGAAACAACUGUAAAUACCGACACACACGUGUGCAUGGGUCAGCGGCUUUGGCAUCUCACAUCAACGAAAGCCAAAUUCAUGAGCAACGUCUCUGAAGCCUCAAGCAAGGCCCAUGAUGUCUUUGAAUUUCCCCUCAUGGGCCCACAGUAGGUUGUGCUGUGAAUUACAUAAGGCAGUGAUACUGAUGUAGUGUAGGUCUGUCUUAAUUCCCUUAUUCCUAUUUUGUUGAUUGAAUCUAUGAACAUUGUAUCAUUUUCUUAUAAACCACUUGUGUUAUCAGCUUGUCAAUUAUGUUGUGAAUUUUUAGCUGUCUGUUUAUUAAAAUUGACCUGUUUUUUAGUCACAUACUCAUUUAGUUUGGGGAAAUCGUUGUGGCUUAAAUGAAACUCACCAACACUAUUCAUAGUUUAAGUCUUUUGUCAUUAUUACCUCAAUUAUAAAUACUAUACGAAUAAAAUUCUGGCAAUGAGAGUAUUUUUUUAUUAAAUGAUCAAGGCGCAAUGUCAGUAUAUAGUAGAAUAUUAAUCAAAUUAUAUCCUAAAAUGUAUAUUUUGCAUAAAAGAGAUAUUCUUCAAUCAAUUACUUUUUUGUGAGUGUGUCAAAGGAAGCUUGUAUGUCUUUAAAACUGUUGUAGUUGAAACUAUGUAAGAAUUUUUCAUCUUGCUUAAUCAAUAUUUCCAGAAUGUAUCAAUUCCCCUGGGAUUCUGAAUAUAAUAUAUAACCUAACUAUGAACCCCUGUAUUGUGGACCUUUUGUGAACAUUUCAAGGUGCAUGCACAACCUUUAAGCCACGAUGGUAAUGUAACAACUGAAAUGAAGAAUAAAAGGCUAAUGAGCUGGGGAUAAACUUGAAUCCCAUCUGAUUAAAUGAUGUGUAUAUUUUUCUUGGCUCUUUGUGUGUGUGUGUGUGUGUUGAAUUUUCAACAGACUUUACUGAU